GACCGCCACGCAGUCUUCCCGCGCGGUCCGCACGUGUGCCUAGCGUGUCUAUACAGCUCCGCAAACAUUCAAACCGAAUACGAACUAAAUGCUAACAUCGAAGUGCGGCAAUUACUAACAAAAAAAAAACUCUAUGUGUCACCACUUUGUGCCCCGACGUGCUACGUUACAACACUAACGUACUGUGCAACUAUUUCAGUGCUCCGACAAUAAGAACUUUAAUUGUUAUUUCUUACUUCCUCGAUAGAUUAAUUAGAUCUUACAUGGAACCGGAACGUUUUAAAUUAAUGUUUGAAGUUUAUUAGAUGAAUUAAACUGGAUAAAACAUAUGGCGGACACAACGACCUGAAUGCGUCCCGAAAGCCUUGAGACAUCGCUGUCCGGUCCUCGUGAUACCAAGCAAAGCGUGUACGCUAUGAAUGAUCAGACCUUUCAUACGCCAUCUUUUGGAGACGAAGAGUUCGACAUUCCACUGAUGCACGGACAGCAUGCACCAGGUGGCGCUACGCACGUCACACAAAUACAAUACGCACAAAUACACCACUCCGCGCCACAGGUUGGAAUGAUGAAUCCGGCGCAAGAUGGCUUAGCACCACCAGGCGGUGCCCCUUCUUAUCAACAACCUCUCUACUUGCAAGAACCCCACACACCAGUAACAUCACACAGUGGUGCAGGAGCUCCAGCUGGUAAUUAUAUAAUUCAACAACAACCUGGGGGGCAGCAGCGGUUGCUGAUGAUGCAACCAUCUCAAGUGAUGAGCGGCCCACCAACCCCCAGUACUCCAACUCAACCCGGACCUGUCUAUGGGUCACCCCAGCAGGCUUCACCACCGGGAACCACCAGCGAUGAUUCUGAUGACAGUGUACCAUCACAACACUCACAGUUGCCUGGUGAUGCGGAAAGCCUUCUGCCGAUCCAUUAUUGCUCAGCGAGCCGGCAGCAACAAACUACGCUUCAUCAGAUGGGAGUCAGUAACAUAGGUGUUAAAAGGUCAUCCCCUGAACCAAUGGACAAUGGUAUCAAUCGGGGACAAAUGCAAAAGAAACCAAAAGUUCAAAAAAAGAAAAAGAAACGGGACCCUAACGAACCUCAAAAACCGGUCUCUGCAUAUGCCUUAUUUUUUCGUGAUACUCAAGCUGCUAUCAAAGGUCAGAACCCUAAUGCAAGUUUUGGUGAAGUAUCCAAAAUUGUUGCAUCAAUGUGGGAUGGGCUAGAUUCCGAACAUAAAAGUGUUUACAAACAGAAAACAGAAGUAGCGAAGAAAGAAUACCUUAAGGCACUAGCUGCAUAUAGAGCUAGCCUUGUUUGUAAGGGAGGAGAACAAGAAAACCAAGUGAUGUAUAAUCACUCUAAUACCAAUUCUUCAUAUGGUAACUACUACCAAGGGCAAAACUAUGGCAAUGGACAUACUCCGCAAGGCUAUGUACCAAAUUCUACGCCACAGACAUUUUCAUCACAAAACUAUACAGGAGGACAACCUCAAACUGCAUACCAGGGACAAACUGGACCUGCUUACCCUCCAAAUGCACAACAAUCUUCACAAAAUUACCAGGGAAAUAUGGGACACCCUCCCCCGCAAGCAUAUCAAGGGGUUCCAGGACAAAAUCCUCAGGGUUAUCAAGUAAACACUGCAGCAUCACCUCAAGCUUGCCAGCCGAGCAUCGCCCAGUCGCCGAGGAGUUACCAGCCGGCUCCCUCACCCAAUAACUUCCAGUCACCGCCCGGUGUCUCUCCCCCCGGCUACAGGCAGAUACAGACACAGUCCCCACCCAUGGGGCCCGCUCACACCGCUAUGCAGUACCACCACAACCAACAGAUGCAGCAAGUUCACCAAGUACAGCAAUAUCAGCAACAGCAAUUACAUCAUCAGCAGCAACAGCAGCAACACCAACAACAACAGCAGCACCAACAACAACAGCAGCAACACCAGCAGCAACAACAACACCAGCAGCAGCAGCAACAACAACAGCAGCAACAACAUCAGCAACAGCAACACCAGCAACAUCAGCAGCAGCAACAACAGCAUCAUACACAACAUCAGCAGCCACCUCAACAACAGAACGCUAAAGUUAAAAAUGAACCACUAUCACCAAGCAACAAUGGCAACCCUGGUGGCAUGCCCCAACAAUCUCCCGAGCAAAGCGAAGGGCGAGGCGUGGCGUCGUGCAUCAGACAGGGAUGCACCAACCCCGCAAUUGCUAACAGUGAAUGGGAAGAUGAGUAUUGCUCCAAUGAGUGCGUCGUCAGCCACUGCAGAGAUGUAUUCAGCUCAUGGGUGGCAUCCAACACAAACAACCAAAUCCAAAACUUUUCUGCAGUGAAAUAAAUAAAUCCACAUAUCUGGCUAUAUUGUAAUGAUAAUUAUAACUUUGCUAAAAUUAGCAUAUUUUAUUUAAUCGUUAAAAAUAUUUAUUAAUUCAAUGUUGCAACACUUGUUUUGAUGUUCGCGGUUGUCAGAUUAAAUGUAAAAACUAUUCAUUUUAAAUAAUUUUCAUUACUUUAAGAUAGAAAGUGAUACUUCUUUGUAAUUGUAGUGAACUUAUGAAUUUCAUAUAAAAAAUAAUCAUUGUAUUGUAAACAUUGUUACUUUUAGGAUGUAAUAUUCAAUAAAGAAUAAUUGUAUAAAAAUAUUUGGAAGAUAAAAGAUAUUCUUAAAUGUAAGGCCAUAUGAGAAUUGAUUCUCCAAUACUAUAAUAAAUGUAUCUCCGGCAGUGUUGCCACAUUUAGAUAAGUAAUUACAUUUCUCAAGAAUCAAUAAUUUUCUAUCAUAUGAAAUUUUAAUUUAGUAAUUUUACUUUAAACAUAUGUAAUUUUUGUACAAGCUUGUUAUGUUCCUUUAUUUUAGUGCCGUACGUUUUUAGGAAAGUAAGUAAAAAACGUCGUUUUACCACAUUGUGUUUUAUUAUUAUUGCUAAUACUUGAAAAACAGGAUUAUUAGGCGUAUUUCAAAACGACAAAUUAGUUUCUAACUCUUUAGUCUCACUCUGCUAUAGCAUAAAUAAAACCGUGGUCUAGCAAUCUCAAAAGUAUUUUUCAAAUAAUGGUAUUUUGUAUUUAUUAGUAUUAUAAUUAAUUUGUAUCGUCUACGAAAGAUUGAUGGUAGUUAGUGUGACUUAGUAUUUCGCCUUAAUUAUAACCUAUAAAGGUAUAAACUGUUCAUUUAUAAGAUAGACCAACAUUCAAGUGUUGAAAAUUAUAUCAUAAUUGAGUUGUAGUUCUUUUCAAAUAUCUUGCCGGUCUAUUAGCAUCCUGCUCCACCUAAAAUUGCGUAGCGAUUCGCGCGAACUUCAGAGCCGUUAAGAUAUUUGAAAACAACUAUACAUAGGAUGAAAAUGGUAGUAAAAUUGUAGACAUUAUCUCAAGAAACACUUUUGUCAUUUAUAUAAUUCCAUAUGAUUAGUAAUUUUUAAGCAUUUCACUGUUAUUAUUGAAAUUAAUAGUAAUGUACUCGACAUGUCUUGAUAAUUUUUAAUUAGGUACUUUAAUUGAAUAAAUUGUAUAUCUUGAGUGAGAUUAGUAAAUGAGUGUAUACCACUGUAACCCUUAGCUCGGCCACUUUAUGUAUACUCUAACAAUUAUAUUUCAUACAUAGCAACAUUUUUGUCGUUAUAAAUAACUUUGAAAGAAAAAACUUAUAUUUUGCGUAAAAUAUAAUAUUUUACUGCAAAAGUGAUUACAGUAAUGAAAAUGUAAAGCAAUAGCAAUGAAGCAAAAUGUGUCUUUGUGUAUAUACAGGCUAAGGUAUAUUUAUAAAUAUGCAUUUAAAUUUUUAUAGUAGAAUGUGAUAUGUAUCAAUUUGAAUUGAUGUUGUUGAUAUAUUUUAAUAUCUCGAUUUGCAUGAAUAAAUUAAGCAUGUUUUCUCCUAUAUUUAGAAGAAACCUAUAAUGUACAUUGUAAAAGCUACAUUCUACUCAUUCCUAGAAAUCGUGCUUAGCAUAGGAUUUAGCUGGACCAAAAUUUCCUUUAUAUUCAAUGCGAUCGUAGUAUAUAAAGAUACAUAAAAUCUCCUUUUAACGUAUUUUCAUUAAAUUUUUACGACUGUAUAUAAAUAUCUGCAAUAAUAGUUAUAACAGUAGUUAGACCGUCGUAAGUCUUUUGAAUUAAUUUGUAAUUUAUAUAGUAGUCACCCUAGAUUACUAUCUAAGAGCAAAUUCUCUUUAUUGAAUGUAAUAUAAUAAUGUAUAAAAUGUAAUUAGAAUGAUUUCAUUAAAUUUCCUAAUCAGUA
Molecule: messenger RNA, 4225 nt
Organism: Papilio polytes (common Mormon)
Lineage: Eukaryota; Metazoa; Arthropoda; Insecta; Lepidoptera; Papilionidae
Product: TOX high mobility group box family member 3-like
Exons: 14
Coding region: 350-2326 (658 amino acids)
Biological process (GO): regulation of transcription by RNA polymerase II
Cellular component (GO): nucleus
Molecular function (GO): chromatin DNA binding
Source: RefSeq, a predicted model, not a curated record